Molecule: messenger RNA, 1494 nt
Organism: Naegleria fowleri
Lineage: Eukaryota; Heterolobosea; Eutetramitea; Acrasida; Naegleriidae
Exons: 2
Coding region: 1-1494 (497 amino acids)
Source: RefSeq, a predicted model, not a curated record
AUGAAUGGCCUUGACUUAUUAACGGCCGCUGCAACUCUGGAGCAAGCAUCUCCUUCUGUCCGAGGUGGUGGUGGUGUUGUUUUGUCCUCCGAUGAACAACAACAACAUGCCUCUUCCUCUUCUGCAAUUAUACCAACAUCAAGAAGUACGAUCACUUCUCAGCAACCAUCAUCAUCAUCAUCACUGGUUGUAGUAGUCAAUGAUGGUACCAUAGAAAUUGAAUGUUAUCAGAUUCCUUCCGCACAUGUCUUGCAAGACAAGUACAAUCAGAAACCUGGUCGUAAAACCAUGAAGGAAAUUCAGAAAGAACAAAACAAAGAUGUAUUCCAAAUGAAAACUAGAGUUUCAAAACUUCUCAAGAAUGGAUUAUUCCUACUCAAGAAUUUACGACUGUAUUUGCAUGUCGAGAGUGGUUUUUUAUAUCCUGGAAUAUCGACUCGGGAUGGAGAUUUGUUUUUUCCGGUUGAUAAGAGUCAACUCUUGCAAGCAAUCAAAAUUGUUGCACCAGAUAUUGAAGAUGAGAAUUUACCACAAUAUCAUGUCAAUGUGAAUGGAAAGGGAUUUAAAUUGAAUGGAGUCAAAUACUCCAAGCAAGAUGUGGUCUCAUUGAUUGUACUUUUGAAAAACUCGUCCACCAAUUAUGAAGAAUCUUUUAAGAACAGAGAACGAAAGUUAAUUCUGCUCUCACCACCAACGUAUUAUCCUCGAUUGUGUGGUGAGAAUGAUCCCAGAGCGAUCAAAUUGAAGCAAAAGAUUCAACAACAAGAAAAGAAUAAUGCCACCACAUCAUCACUUGGUGAUGAACGAGUAACAUCCACAUCAAAGAGAAAACAUGGCAAGGGCACGAGUAGUAGUACAGAAAGUAGUAGUGGUGAUGGCAGUGGUAGUGACUCAGAGAUGAGCCAUGAAUUGAUGAUUUCCGAAAUUCCUCAUCCACAUUCACCACCAGCGAUCGUUUUGUCACAAGAUGCUGUUUCUGGUACCACCACACAAGAACCACCAAAGAAGAAAAAGAAGCAAUCAAAUACAUCACCGAUGAGCAAGACAAAAAGACUGGAAAUAAUGAAUACCGUCUCAGAAAAUGAUGAGGAGACACACACAGCAAACUCUUCCGUGCAAUCUCCAUUAAUGCUUGUAGAAGAUAAGUUGAAUGAAAUUCAGUCGCUCAUUUCAGAAACGUCAACUCAAACCUAUUGUAACAAUAAUCAUCUAACCUUGGAGGAACUUGUUGAGAAAACGCCUUUAUCUUCCUCGACCAUCUCAUUGGAAUCAUUAAUUGAAUCAUGCAACAGUUUAGAUAAGGAUUUCCUCGCUUUGAUGGGUGAACUCAUGGAACGUGAGUUGUUGCCGUGGAUGUACGGAUGGCAACAUUAUCUUCGACGAUCGUAUGACUAUGCUCUUGAGAAAGAUCCUACCAUUAUCUACAAAUUCUUGGAUAUGCAUCGUGAACUUUUCGGAAAUAAUCCCAAUUACAAAAUAAAAGAUAAAAUUUGA